Molecule: messenger RNA, 2692 nt
Organism: Sus scrofa (pig)
Lineage: Eukaryota; Metazoa; Chordata; Mammalia; Artiodactyla; Suidae
Source: RefSeq, a predicted model, not a curated record
UGUUAACUACUGAGCAACAACAGGAACUCCCAGAUUCAUUUUGAAGGGUGUGGAUUAAUUUUGAAAUUUGAGAAUAUGCAAUAAGUAGUAUAAUAAAGGAUCCGAAUAUUUCAAAUAUGUAUAUUUUAGUUUUAUGUGAGAACACUGAUAGUGUUUCUCAUUUAAAUGGUGACAUUUUGUACCUAAAUUACCCUAAUUGUAUUGGCAACCCAUGGAAUUUUUCUCAUUUACUUUUCCAACACUUGACAUAAUACUAGAUGCACAGUAGGUUUUUAGUGUUUGUUGAGUGAAUGCCCUGAGGGUUCUUGGAUGCAAGGAACCUCCAAAGUCUCUAUAAGCUGUUAAGUACUGAUAGCUUUACUACUCUAGAGUAGGAGAGUGUUCCCUGGGGUUCCCAUACUUACACUGACAUUCAUACCUGCACUGUCUUUGCAUGGAGGCUGGUUUUCCUCUGUGUUUCCAGAAUUAUGAUCCAGUAACAAGGAAAAAGACUAAUGUUGGGAGAGAAGAGAUGCCCCUUCCUCUAUCAUGGAUGAUGAUAAUAAAUUGUGGCAGUUCUUGUUUAACAUGAUUUCUUUUGGGAAAACAUAAAGCUGCUACUGAAGUAUAUAAUGAAGCAGCUAAACUUAACCAGAAAGACUGGGAGAUCUGUCAUAACCUGGGAGUUUGCUACAUUUAUCUGAAACAAUUUGACAAGGCACAGGACCAGUUGCACAAUGCCCUACAUCUUAACAGGCAUGAUCUCACUUACAUAAUGCUGGGCAAGAUCCACUUGCUGGAGGGAGACUUGGACAAGGCCAUCGAAAUCUACAAGAAAGCAGUAGAGUUCUCUCCAGAAAAUACAGAACUUCUUACAACUUUAGGAUUACUCUAUCUACAGCUUGGCAUUUACCAGAAGGCAUUUGAACAUCUUGGAAAUGCACUGACUUAUGACCCUACCAACUACAAGGCCAUCUUGGCAGCAGGCAGCAUGAUGCAGACCCAUGGGGACUUUGAGGUUGCCCUCACCAAAUACAGAGUUGUAGCUUGUGCUGUUCCAGAAAGUCCUCCCCUCUGGAAUAACAUCGGAAUGUGUUUCUUUGGCAAGAAGAAAUACGUGGCAGCUAUCAGCUGCCUGAAACGAGCCAACUACUUGGCACCCUUCGAUUGGAAGAUUCUGUAUAAUUUGGGCCUCGUACACUUGACUAUGCAGCAGUAUGCCUCAGCUUUCCAUUUCCUCAGUGCAGCCAUCAACUUCCAGCCAAAGAUGGGGGAGCUGUACAUGCUCUUGGCUGUGGCUCUGACCAACCUGGAGGAUCUAGAGAAUGCCAAGAGAGCCUAUGCAGAAGCAGUGCGCCUGGAUAAGUGUAACCCUUUAGUAAACCUCAACUAUGCUGUGCUGCUGUACAACCAGGGCGAGAAGAGGGGUGCCCUGGCCCAGUAUCAGGAGAUGGAGAAGAAAGUCAACCUACUCAAGGACAGUAGCUCUCUGGAGUUUGAUCCGGAGAUGGUGGAGAUGGCCCAGAAGCUGGGAGCUGCUCUUCAGGCUGGCGAGGCACUGGUAUGGACUAAACCAGUUAAAGAUCCCAAGUCAAAGCACCGGACUCCUUCUACCAGCAAAACCACCAGUGUCCAGCAGCCUCUGGGCUCUAAUCAGGCCCUAGGACAGGCAAUGUCUUCAGCAGCCACAUACAGGAAGCUCCCCUCAGGUGCCGGAGGAACACCCCAGCCCACAAAGCCACCAUCUCUUCCUCUGGAGCCAGAGCCCACUGUGGAAGCACAGCCAACUGGAGCAUCAGCACAAAUAAGAGAAAAACAGGUGUAGGAUGACCCCAGAGUUGGGAGUUUCUUUAGCGAGGAUGUACCAGGUUAGGUAGGGAAGGUCAGUGACACAGGCAGCGAGGAGGCUAGCAUGUUCCCCGGGGAACCACGAAUUAGAACCCAGAACGUGUUAUGACGACCAUGAGGAGCCUGCACAGCCCCCACUGCUCCGUCAGCCAGGAAGGGGAGAGAAGAAAGCCCAGACAGGUUUUUUAAGAAUUGAGAACAAGGCUUAUGGCUCUGUGUAUGUAGUUCCCAGAGCGAGCCCGGGCAUGGGAUAUUGUUUGCUUUGAAAAGGAUUUAAUCUCCUGGCUGACUGAUCCCUUCCUUAGUAGGAGGAAAGUGUGAGACAGACCUCUGCUCAGUAGUCCUGUCAUGACGAAGCCUUGGCUUAGCUGAGGUGACCCUAGGGCUGUGGGGUAUACCAGCCACCCAGGCAAAUACAAAUCUUGGAUUAAUAAUUCGGCUCCAAUAGUCUAAAUUUAAAAGAAAAAAAUGAUGAAAAAAAGCUCUUUUGAUUAAAGUCCAGCCUAUUGAGUGUCCCAGCUGCAUUCACUCAAGGAAUCCAAAACAAUAUCCCUAUGUCUCGUUCUUGAGCAGGUUCACAGUGCAGAGCCAGAUCAUGUCAGUAUGAUGAGAAGUAGAGACCAAGGGCUGACUGGGUGUCAGCACCAAAGAUUAAAAAAAAACCCAAAAACAAAACAGAACAAAAAAAACAAAACUUCUUAACUGAGUUAUUUUUAUUUAAGACAAUCUGUGAUACCACUGACCAGAUGCUACCAAUACAUUAUAUAUCCUUUUCAGAAUAAAGAUCAUGUGUCAUCCCCUUUGGGGAAAGUUGUUAUUCAGGUAUAAACAUAAGGGAUCACAAUAAAAGCUUUUUGAAAGAACC